This is a messenger RNA of Cordyceps militaris CM01, 639 nucleotides long. Its product is annotated as acyl-protein thioesterase 1. NCBI's taxonomy places the organism in Eukaryota, Fungi, Ascomycota, Sordariomycetes, Hypocreales, Cordycipitaceae. Gene Ontology annotation, cellular component: cytoplasm. The record is from RefSeq and is a predicted model, not a curated record. The transcript has 3 exons. Gene Ontology annotation, molecular function: carboxylic ester hydrolase activity; palmitoyl-(protein) hydrolase activity. The coding region runs from base 1 to 639 and encodes 212 amino acids. Gene Ontology annotation, biological process: protein depalmitoylation.
AUGUCGUCGAUUCGCCGCGCCGCGCCAAUGGUGUUUGCGCCGUCGGGCAGGCACACGGCCACCGUCAUCUUCAUCCACGGCCUGGGCGACUCGGGCCACGGCUGGUCGGAAGCGGUGCAGCACUGGCAGAGCCGAAACAAGCUGAACGAGGUCAAGUUUAUCCUGCCUCACGCGCCCGCGAUCCCCAUCACCAUGAAUGGUGGCUUUCAAAUGCCUGGUUGGUUUGACAUUAAAUCCAUCGACACCCUCUCGCACGCAGCCCGCGCGGCGCCCGACGAGGACGAGCAGGGCAUCGAGCUGUCGCGCGCGUACAUUUACUCGCUGGUGCAGGCCGAGGUGGCGGCGGGCAUCCCGUCGGAGCGCGUCGUCCUCGGCGGCUUCUCGCAGGGCGGCGCCAUGAGCAUCUUUGCCGGGCUGACGGCGCCGUUCAAGAUCGGCGGCAUCGUCGGCCUCUCGUCGUGGCUGCUGCUCAACCGCACGUUUGCCGAGCGCGUGCCGACGGACAGCUUGAACCGGGACACGCCCGUCUUCAUGGGCCACGGCGACCGCGACCCGCUGGUGCUGUACCCGAUGGCGCAGGCGUCGGAGAAGAAGCUGACGGAGCUGGGCUAUAAAGUAUCGUUCAAGACGUACCCGUAA